This is a messenger RNA of Eimeria acervulina, 3144 nucleotides long. RefSeq lists its product as hypothetical. NCBI's taxonomy places the organism in Eukaryota, Apicomplexa, Conoidasida, Eucoccidiorida, Eimeriidae. Bases 1 to 3144 code for a protein of 1047 amino acids. The record is from RefSeq and is a predicted model, not a curated record. Gene Ontology annotation, cellular component: nucleus. Gene Ontology annotation, biological process: regulation of transcription by RNA polymerase II. Gene Ontology annotation, molecular function: transcription cis-regulatory region binding. The transcript has a single exon.
AUGUCAACCCCAAACCCCUCUACCACGAAGAGGCCCUGGGGCACCAAACUCUACGCAACACUAACACAAGACAGGCCCCACCCAUAUUCGCAACACAACCAGCAGCAGCCGCAGCAGCAGCAACAGCAGCAUCAGCAGCAGCAGCAGCAAGACAGUAGAGGAGGGGCACGAGGGCGAUCUCCCAGUUUGCGCCGCGUUGGCGAACUUUUCAGGAAAUUCAUCGGGCCGGCCAGCGCUCAUCAAAAGGCGGAAGGAGAAAAUCCCUAUUCUUAUCAAGAAGGUGACCAAGGAGCAGCAGCAGCAGCAGCUGCUGCUGCUGCUGCAGCAGCAGUAGCAGCGGGGGAGGCACCACGGCCAGCAGCAGAACGCCCGAGAAAUCGUUCUCAUUCUGUUGAGCAGUUCUUGAGGCGCCUGCUGCCAACAACAUCAGCAGCAAAACCACGAAGGUCUGGCACAACACAGUGCGCUGCUGCUGCAGCUGCUGCAGCUGUCGCUGCAGCGGCUGCUGCGGCUGCUGCUGUAGGUUGUGAUAGCGGCCAGAAGUACGAGGAUUGCCAAGCGACAGAGCAGCAGCAACAAGCAGAGCAGCAGCAGCAGAAGCAGCAGCAGAAGCAGCGGCAGCAACAGUACAGCGCUGCCCGAGGUCGGACGCAACAGCGCGCUGGGCCCAGUGGAAUGCCGCACCGCAGCAGCUACAGCAAAAGCAGCACUCAGGACACUACAGCAGCAGCCACAGCAGCGAGAGCAGCGGCAGCAGCAACAGCAGCAGCAGCAGCAGUUGCUGCAGCAGCGAGGUCGCGUGAAGGCCGCGGUCAGGAGUUCUUUAGCGAAGAGGAGGGCGCAGCAGCAGCAGUGGCUGCCGCUGCUGCUGCUGCCGCAGCAGCAGCAGCAGCACGGACACAGGAUGAACGCAUGCGGCAUGGCAAUAGGAAGCGUGAGGACUCCCCCUUGCUGCAGAGCAGCAAGUGCAGGAAAGAGCAAAGCAGCAGCGGCAGCAGCAGCAGCAAACAGCGUUCCACUUGCCCUCCUCCAUAUCCUUCAUUUGCUGCUGAAGAGCACUGCAGCAGCGAGAGCAGCAGCAGCAGCAACAACAACGACAACGACAGCUGGCCAGGCACGGAGGACUUCAGUUCCUCACGGGGGUACGUGGGAGCUGGCGGCACAGCGGGCAGCAGCCGCAGCAGCAACAGCAGCAGCAGCAGCAGAAGCAGCAGCAGCACUCCGAAGGCAGGCAAAAGCACUAGCCAAGCUGCAGAAGAAGUAAUGCUGCUCGAAAGAAGAACAACCCAGAUCACCACCAUAACCACCAUCACUGCACAGCCUGACGUGGGCACCAGCACAUUCAUCCGCAGCAGCGAAGAAUGCACAGUAGACGAGCUGCAGAGACACUGGAGCUUCAGCAACGGCAUCAGCAAAACCAGAAGCAGCAGCAACACGAGCAGCAGCAGCGCAAACGAAGCUGCCACACGCACGGAGGAUGCCGGUGUACAGACACCCGCAUAUGUAGAGGAGGACGACUCCAUCGAAACGGAACAUCUCCAGCAGCAGCAACGACAGCAGCAGCAAGAAGAGCAGCAGCAGAAGCAGCAAGAAACGGAGCAGCAGCAGCAGCAGCAGCAGCAGCAGCAGCGUAGCGCGCAGUCUAUGCCUUGCGGCACCCCAAGCCCCAGCGCCAGCACUGCUACCUCUGUCUAUUCCCCUUUUUCAAUCAGUGAAGCUCCCGUAGACGGCCCAACAGAGCAGCAACAGCAGCAGCAGCAGCAACACAAGCAGCAGCAAGAGGAGCUGGAGCAACUGCAGCGAAACGAAAUGCAGCAGCGAAUGGAUUCAGGAGACUGCUGCUCUUUCAAGGGGGCGCAGGCAGACCUUCCUGAGCCACCUCAGCAGCAGCAGCAGCAAAAGCAACAGCAAGAGCAGCAACAAACUCCCCCGGAGUCGCUGCCUGUCUCUGCGUCCGUCUGUGAACAGCAGCAGCAGCAGCAGCAGCAGCAAGUGCUGCUGCUGCACGGCGAGGUUCCGCUGCAGGUGGCUUCGAAUGCCACAGACAGCUACGUUGCUUCUGCUACUUUUCCUUGGGCCUAUCCCGUACAGCAGCAGCAGCAGCAGCAACAACACGGGGCAGGCACUUCAGUGCCUCUCAACUGCGGCGAAUACUACGUGCUGCAGCAGCAGCAGCCACCACAGCAGCAGCCACCGCAGCAGCAGCAGCAGCCACCGCAGCAGCAGCAAACUUGCCAACUUCCAAGUUGCCUUCAAGGGGAGAGUCAGCAGCAGCUAGGGCCCCAACAGCUGCUUAUGUCUACGGAAGCGCUGCAGCAGCAGCUGCAGCAGCAGCAGCUCCUGCUGAAGUACCAGCAGGAGCUUCUUGAGGCGCAGCAGCAGCAGCUGUGGCGUCAGCAGCAGCAGCAGCAGCAGCUGCUGAUGCAGCAGCCGCAACUUAGAGCCCCCCGCGUGCGUCCUUUUUCUUACAAUACUGCAGCAGUAGCCCCAGGUAUAUUUGCUGGGCCUCCUGAUCCGCUGCUGGUAACGAUUCGCCCUGGGGUGUCUCGCCGCCCUGCUGCUGCUGCUGCUGCUGCAGCUGCCGCUGCUGUUGAUGCUGUUGCUGGCGCUGCUCUUGCAGGAGCGGCUGAUGCUUGCAAUGAUGCAGCGGCGCCAGUGGCUGAGAGUAUCCUUGGCAGCUCCGCUGUUGCUGAAGCGCAGCAACAGCAACAAAACAUGCAGCAGCAAGAGCAGCAGCAGCAAGAGCAGCAACAGCAAGAGCAGCAAGAGCAGCAGCAGCAAGACCAGCAGCAGCAGCAGCAGGAACAGCAGCAGCAGCAAAAGCCGCUGCCCUGUGUUGCUGUCCGUAGGGGAGGUUCGCGCACCCCCAAGCGCGUCAGCUGGGCCGAGAGCGAAGCAACGGCAGCAGAACCAGCAGCCGCAACAGCAGCAGCAGGAAGCGAAGAUGCAAGCGACGUUCCUCCUGGUGUUUCUUCUCUCCCUUUUGCUUUCUCCAAGCAACAAGAAGACGAAGUCUGGCUGUCGCCUUCAACCGGCAGCACUGCAGGCACGCCUCCGGCUGUAGAGGAGGAGGGCCUCUCAACCACCUCUCAGCUGCCUCUGUACUCAACAAUUAAUGAUGAAGCACUAGUGUACCUUCACUAA